AUGCUCCACACUCACAAGCUCACAAGCAACCGUCAGGUGUGCAGGUACGACAGCCGUGCGGCGCCGUCAGGUGUGCAGCUCAAACUCUUCUUCUUCUUGUGUUUUUGUCGUUUGCAGAAGAAAAGCAAAGGCAAGAAGGGAGGGAAGCACCAGAAAGACAACAACCACCAAGAUGAGGGAGGUAAACGUGCGUCAGGUGAGCAGGACGUCUGUCUGGAGAAGCAGCUCGAGCGCUUUGAGUGGCAGCUGAGGAUUCUAAAGGAGGUGCUGUCAGCCAAUGGGAACCCGGAGAGGGCGGAGCUUCUGAAGGACCAUGCAGAUGUGGAGGUGUGCGGCCUCGUGCUCAGUAUCCUGGACAAGGAGAGAACGGAGACGACGGCUGAUCUGAACACGCUGCAUGAACAGAAGAGUAAAGCGGCUACUGAAGAACACGAGAGGAGCUUAGAAGAGCUGCAGAAGAAACACGAAGAAGAACAAAGUGAACUGACGGAGAAGUUUCAGACGACUGAGAACGACCUGAAGGGUGAAGUGACGCAGCUCACGGCAGACCUGCAGGUUUACAACGAGCUGAAGAGGAGAGUCCAAGAAUCAACGUUCAAGAAGGAUCUGCAGAGAAACAUCCAGGCGCAUGGCAGCCCAGGUGCAUUCUGGGAGUCGGAGCAGGAGUCUCUGGUGUUCGUCAUCGAGAUGAAGAGUCAGCGAGUUCAGGAGCAGAGCAAGAAGCUGCAGCAGAUGGACGCUCUGGUGGAGAAGAACUUGGCGCUGGAGGACCAGAUCAUCCACGUCCUGCAGCAGAACGAGGAUCUGAAUGUUCGGAUAGAAAACUGUCAGACGCUCAUUCAGCAGUUAUCAAAGGAGCAGCAGGACCUGAAGGUGGCGCUGGAGAGGCAGGCAGUCACAAACCAGAAUCUCUCUCAGGAAAAAGAGCAGCUGAUGUUCAAACUGAGACACAGAGACUCGUGUCCGACCAUCCACCUGCCCGCCAUGAUGCAGGAGAUCUCGCCCAGAUGAUCACAUGACCCCCCCCCCUCCCUGUCACUCACUGUAGAUAGAAACUACGCCCUGUUCUAUUCUCAAGGUAAACUCAGACUGGACCACCAACCAACCUGAAGAGCAACACCUCUGCUACUCCGGGUUCAGGUCUCAGGUCUCCAAUCUGGAUCAGGUCUACAUCACUGCAAAACGACACAAAACUCAGUGUUUCCCAUUUUUACUGCAACUCCAUCGUUAGACGUUCCAACACCAGAGUGCAGCUCCACCUCAGACGGACUGCAGACCCUGACGUAGCUCUGCGGCUCCUCUGUUGCUGCUGCUACGUGGACUUGAAGCUGCGUCUCACCCUACUGAGCCUCGGGAAGUUAAAUGUACAAUGUAAUGAAAGUAUAAUGACGGGACACAGCAACCUGUCACCAGACAGUUGGAGGAUCUCUUUACUGACAGAUCAUGGUGACGGUUUAAGUGUUGUGAAAAAGCCUAAACUGAGAUGCUGUUCUUCACCGGUGAGGCCCUUAAAGUGACAGAGGAAAUAAGAAGCAGGCUUAGACUGAUGGAUCAGUGUGACAGCGUUCUGUGUGCUUGGUCACACCAGGAAAAGUUGCGUACAGAAGUCGGCAUCCCAUCCGGAAACAGAGAGGUGGCUAGCUACUGUAGCUGGAUAUCAAACCAGUAAAACACUUCCUGUCCACUGACUGCAGGACUAACUUUAGAGGUUUCUCUCGACCUGUUUUCUUUAAACAUUUCCUCCUGUUGUUGAUGCUUCAGUGUGGCAUCGAACGUGCCAACAGAAGAAGAAGAUAGCACGAGUUAGCUCGCUGCUAUGGCUGCCAAGCUUCACUGAAAAACGAUAGCUAGCUAGCAGGUAACUGAAGACUGAAUACUUCCUGUUUAAUGAAACUAGUGAUGGUUCAAAACGUUAGCUCCCAGGCUGCGUUAGCAUCGAACUGCAAGUCGUCUGUUUAGCGUGGAAGCAGACGAGAAAACAGGUUAGUGUUGGAGAAGCCAAUAAAACCGGACGGUGCAACAGAGAUCGCUGAUAUUUUUAGUAUUUCCUGUUUAUCGUACUCUCCGUCAUCGGAUUUUACUGUCUUUGUUCACACGGACGUCUACGGCAGAGGAUAAGGGCCCCAUUAAGAUUUCAGUGAUAGAGAUAUAAAUUAAAGACAACAAAGUCUCAAUUUUAAAAGAAAACAAAUCCGAAUAUUACCAGAAAAUGGUCGUAAAUUUACGAGAAUGACGUCAUAACAUUACGAGAAUAAUAUCUUAAUAAUACGAGAUAAGUCAUUGAACGAGAAUGAAGCCAUACAGUAAGAUCACGACUUUAAUCUCUUAAACUUUACGAUAAAAACCGUAGUAAGAAAAAAAAAAAGUCGUAAAUUUACGAUUUAACAAGAAAUGCCGUAAAUUUACGACUUAUUCUCGUAAAUGUACAACCUUUUUUUUUGUGAAGUUGCAAGUUUGCUUCUUUUUACUUGUAAUGUCGUAAAUUUACAACAUUUUCUCGAAGUCUUAAAUUAGGACUUUUUCUUCUCACGCUGUUCUUGUAAAAUCGGAAAUUUACUUUCUUUUUGACGACUUUUUCCUUGCAAAAAAAAGACGACUUUUUUCUACCAAAUUUACGAUUGUUUUCUUAUGUCUUUUUUCCUGCAAAUUUACAACUUCUUCUUUUACAACUUUUUUCUCUAAAAAUAUUAUAUUUAUGAUUUUUUUUUCUUAUGACCUCAUUCUUGUCAAGUCAUAAAUUUACAAUAAUGACAUAACAUUACGGGAAUAAUAUCUUAAUAAUACGAGAUAAGUCAUUGAAAGAGAAUGAAGCCAUACAGUAAGAUCACAACUUUAAUCUCGUGUAAAAACGUGGUAAGAAAAAAAAAGUCAGAAAUUUCCAACUUAAGAAGAAAUGACGUACAUUUACGACUUUAUUCUCGCAAACUUAGAACUUUUUGUCUUAUUACUUUUGUCUUUUAAAGUUGCAAGUUUACUUCUUCUUUCUCGUAAAGUCGUAAAUUUACAUUUCCUCGUAAAGUCUUAAAUUGACGACUUUUUUCUAACAUUUUUCUUGUAAAUUCAGAAAUUUACAAUUUUUCCACAACUUUUUCCUCACAAAUAGUGAAGGAAAUUUUUCUUCCAAAUUUACAACUUUUUAUGGUACGACUUUUUCUCUCUUAACAUCUUAAAUUCCUGACUUUUUUGUUUUACGACCUCGUUCUUGUCAAGUCGUGAACUUCCAACUUUUUUCUUGCAAAUAAUCACGUUGUAAUUUUUUUUUUUAACUUCCGGCUUUUAUCUUGUAAAGUUCUUUCUUUGGUCUCCCUCAGCGUUUCUCUAAUCCUCUGCCGUAGAUGUCGAUCUUGUGAAAGCAGUCCCAACUCAAAUCAAACAUUGAGGCCGAAGAUUCGUUUGUUUUUUAAACUCUGACUGUUAAAAUCUGCCGAUCAAGGCGAUCGUUAAGCUGAUACUGAAACACUGGUUUAACUAAAGUGCCUCGGACGCUAUGUCAACGUAAGGCUUGAUCUCAUGAGCCCGUGUGUUUGAAGGGGUCAGUGGUCUGAAGUUGACCCGGCAGAACUGAAUCUUCGAGAGAAGCUUGAGCUGAUUUUGUUAAAGUACUCGAGGACUUUAAAAGGUGCCGAAAUGUUCAAACUUACAGCAUUUCUUUGAGAAAGCCAUAAAUGUUCCAAUCAAAUGUAAACUUCCCAGAAAGAUUUGAUUUUGUGUUUCUUUUAAGAUGUUGAAACAGUCGAUGUUUAAAACCCUGAAGACCCCGUCUUCACUCUACGGCUAAACAAAGCCAACCUGUAGCUCUCCUCCCUCGGCCGGUCCAACCUUCAAACUGUGACGUUCGUUAAACCCGGUGCCGAAUGUUUUCAUUUCAUCCUUCUCUUUUCUGUCUUUUACCCUCUUUAUGUUUUUAAUGCAGAGUGUGUGCGUCGCUGCUGUUUGGAGAGACACCACUACAUUUUCACUUCAGAUAUGUAGCCUGUAUAAACAGUGUUCAGGGAUUCAAAGGCAAGUAACACAGAGUCAAGUUUUUCAUAUCUCAGAAUCUUUUUUUCUCAACACAAACUUUUUGUUUUGAAGUUUUUAAAGAGAUUUUAUCACCCGAUACUUAAAAUAGAAAACCCUUCAGAGAGAGGUUAGUCCAUGUUAGCUUCCUGCUUUGAGAUUAAUGCUAGCAUAGCAUGCUAACACGACAAUGUUAGAAUUCGAACUUGAUGAAACACGAGCUAAAAUGUGAGCCAUGGAAGUGAUGAUGUCACAUGAUGAAUGCCAUACUGUUGAAAUGUGUUCAAAUACUGUUAGCAUGUUAGCAUACAGCUCAGUUUGUCUUUGUUUUUAAAAUUGUUACAGUUUGAGCGUUGGUUUAAAAUUAUCCAUCAAAGUGUUUGCUCUCCACCUGUGUUAUGAGCAUUAAACACUGCUAAUGUUGCUAACGUGGCUAAUGUUGCUAACGUGGCUUUAGGCGUCUGAUUGUAGCAGAAAGUGAUUCGGCAAAAUUCAGCCUGCGCUAAGUACAUGGGUGACCGGAGCCACUUUGAAGAACAACCGAGAGCUUAUCAAUCAAAUGCUAGCUAGCUAAUCAGCAAAGUCGAUCAGCAGUUAGCCAACUAGAUUAUCAUAGAACAAGCUAGCUAUUUAGCAGGCUAAUAUGGCGAAUAUCAUGUUGGCAAGCUAGUAUCAUGCUAGCACGUGUAAGCCAAAGUAGGUCAAUCGGUUGACUAGGCUGCUUCGAUUCCACUUAACUUACGACAUCUAACAGGUAAAGUGUCAAGUGGCAAAGCUAGCUAACACAUUCUAUCUACUAGGUGAAAACUAGCAAUAGCAACCCCUAAAAGCUAACGUAGCUACGUUAAGUACCGGAUAAAAAGCGAGCUAUUUGGAAUUUCAUGUAGCUGGUGAGCUAACUCGUAGCAUUAUAGCUUGCCUGUAUUUUGCUGCCAUUGGGAAGUUAAAGUGACUGCUACUUAGCUAGCUAACAUAUUAAAGCUAACUCUUUGAUGGCAUUAGGACGUUUUUGGGGGGGAAAUUUGGGAGGCUAUAGUCGCUGGUAUGCUAGCUAAUUACCUUCCAGCUAGUUGGUAACAGCAAGCUAAAAUAGCUCAUGAAGUUAGCGGGUUUAAGAGGACACGAAAAUGCAUUUUAUCCUACGAUGAAUUCUCUUUUGUUUUUUUGGACUAGUUAGCUCUCACAUGCUAGCACCGUUGAAGCGGUUAGCAGCGUAGCGACAGUGCAGACUCUUGUUACCCAGUUUUCCUUUUACAUUAAGAACAAUCACAGAACGUAAGUCACUGUAAACUUUUUGCCUUUAAGCGGUCAGGUGAGAUUCUUUGUUAUUUUUUAAAUGUGAACGUCGAUGCCACGAUGGUUUAUUUUUCCCCUUCUUGUUAGCGUGACGUCAGUUUACGGGAUGUCACGUUUUGAAUUGCCAAAAAAUAAAAAGUGUAAGUGUUCCGAAA
Notolabrus celidotus (New Zealand spotty) is the source of this 5450-nucleotide messenger RNA. It is a transcript of the gene ccdc69, whose product is annotated as coiled-coil domain containing 69. The coding region runs from base 1 to 1011 and encodes 336 amino acids. The transcript has 9 exons. NCBI's taxonomy places the organism in Eukaryota, Metazoa, Chordata, Actinopteri, Labriformes, Labridae. Gene Ontology annotation, cellular component: cytoplasm; nucleus. Gene Ontology annotation, molecular function: microtubule binding. The record is from RefSeq and is a predicted model, not a curated record.